UUGUUUCAAACGUACCAACAGUCAAGUGCAUGGAAUAUGGCACAUAGUGCAUAGUACUAUUAAUAAUAGCAACAAUAGCUAAAAUAAUAGGGAAACGUCAUUAAUAAACAAACAACAAUUUCCAGUGAAAAUGUAUUGGUGAAACUAUUUUGUUGCAUUUAACUACAGCCUUUUUUUUAUUUUUCUUUUUUUUCAGUUUUAACUGUUUGCAUUGUCUUUGAAAUGAAAAUGUUCAUAAAGUUUUGAGGUUUAAGCUGCGUAAACGUACACGCUAAAGUCUCUGCGGAACCAAUGUUGGGUGCUCCAGUUUUCUUCCCGGACUCGUUUCCCGCGCGGACACCAACAUUUCAAAUCCUCGCAGAGCCGAUCGUUGCGGGUCAGCAUGAAGACUAUGUUGAGUAUCAUCUCUAACGCGCUCUGCAGGAUGACGGGCAGGAACGCGGGACCCCAGACAGUGCCGGAGCUGCUGAAUGACCUGUCAGAGUACGUCAGUCUGACUUCGCCGCCGGCGCCGCCCGCCUUGGCACAGACCCAGAAGCAACCAGAAAAUCCUGCACCAGUCAGUACUAGAGGCUCCAGCUCCACAGAACAGUUAGCUAGCGUCCAGACUGACCAGCCAGAGCAACCAGUGCGGGCUGCCGGCGUGGUCGUGGCCCGCUCCUUCACAGACUUCACUCCUCAGGUGACCUUUGACAUCAAGAAAUGCGACCUGCACCGUCUGGAGGAGGGCCCGCCCCUGAAGGCGGAGCUAACGCGGGAGCAGGGCCUGCAGUAUUACCGCACCAUGCAGACGGUGAGGCGCAUGGAGCUUAAGGCGGAUCAGCUCUACAAGCAGAAGAUCAUCAGAGGCUUCUGCCAUCUGUACGAUGGACAGGAAGCGUGCGCUGCAGGGAUUGAAGCGGCCAUUAACCUGUCCGAUCACCUGAUCACGGCGUACCGGGCUCAUGGCUACACCUACACCCGCGGCGUGUCCGUCAAAGAGAUCCUGGCUGAGCUCACAGGUCGUAAAGGAGGCGUGGCCAAAGGAAAGGGAGGCUCCAUGCACAUGUACGCCCCCCAUUUCUACGGGGGCAACGGCAUUGUUGGUGCGCAGGUUCCUCUGGGGGCAGGAAUCGCUUUGGCCUGCCGUUACCAGGGCAACAACCAGCUGUGUGUCACGCUGUACGGAGACGGAGCGGCCAAUCAGGGCCAGCUCUUUGAGACCUUCAACAUGGCGGCUCUGUGGAAGCUGCCGUGCAUCUUCAUCUGCGAGAACAACAAGUACGGCAUGGGCACGUCGGUGGAGAGGGCGGCCGCCAGCACCGACUACUACAAGAGAGGAGACUUCAUCCCGGGACUCAGAGUGGACGGCAUGGACGUGCUGUGCGUCAGAGAGGCUACAAAGUUUGCUGCAGAUCACUGCAGAGCUGGAAAGGGUCCUAUUGUGAUGGAGCUGCAGACCUAUCGUUACCAUGGACACAGCAUGAGUGACCCGGGGGUCAGUUACCGCACGCGGGAGGAGAUCCAGGAGGUCCGCAGCAAGAGCGACCCCAUCUCCAUGCUGAAGGAGCGCAUGCUGGCAAACAACAUGGCGUCUGCAGAGGAGUUCAAGGAAAUCGACAUCGCCAUCAGGAAAGAGGUGGAGGAGGCGGCUCAGUUUGCCACCUCGGACCCCGAGCCGCCGCUGGACGAGCUCUGCAACCACAUCUUCCACAACGAGCCGCCGCUGGAGGUCCGCGGGACGAACCCCUGGUCCAAGCUGAAGUCCGUCAGCUGAAGUCCAGCCGGAGGAGGAGUCAGGCCUCCUGAGGGGUCUGCAUCUCCAUGAGACUUUAGCUUCUACUUGAAACCUGCCAGUGUUUAUUUAUAGUUUUAAUGAUUUCUGUUCCUGCUGCUGGUGUGAGCACAGUGCAGCUGGAGAAUGUCUACCUGCUGCUGAGCUGCACAAAAGACGCACAAAAACAGCCUUUUCCUAAGAAACAGAGCCAGUGUCGGGUCUUUCAGAACUUCCAGUUUGGGGUUUGUUCUGUGUGGACGAGCAGAAACAUGCCUUGGCUGGUUCUGUUUUCUGCUCUGAGGAUCAAAUGGUUAACCUGAUUCCUGCUGGGAGAUUCAGCUUUUGAAGGAAACGUCUGCAUGUCUUUAGUGUCCUUGUUUUUCACUGAGCAGUCUGCAGGAGGCUGUGGGCUCACAGAUUCACGCCUGAUUGUUAAAAGUCCCGAUCUGGUGAAAUGACCCAGAAGCCUUUGUGUGCAUCCCAUGCUUGGUUCCAGCUCCAGUCAUCGCAGCACUACUUCUUUCUCCUUUAUGUCGUCACAGAACAGAUUUCCAGCAGUUCAUUUUCCAUUCCUGCUCCAUUUUUAAGUGUCAUGGUUCAGUUUUUCAGAGACAAAUGUGAGGUGAACUAAGUGUGUAGAAACUUUUCACUAUUUAAACGCUUAAAUUUCCACUUGGAUACAAAAAAAAAAUUCCAAAGAAUUUCCUCUUCCUAACCGGCAGACAAAGAAUAAAAGUUUUAUUUUAUGGAUAAAGGUGUUCUAAAUGACCUUGAAAAGAUCAGCAAUGAACUCCUAUGUAUGUUUCUGUUUACUGUUACUGAUCUUAUAAUAUAUAUAUUUAUUAUUUAUGUCACUCUGAAACUAUUUCAACUGACAGAAUAAAAAUAAAUUAUCUGUACAAACGUACGCUGCUGUUUUUCUUUCUUUAAUCCUCUUGGUUUUGUAGUUAAAAGAAAUCUGCACGAAGUUUACUUUUCUCGUGGUGCAGUUCCACCCUCUGCCAGCAGAUGUCACUGAUGAACUGUUAUUUAAAAUUUAAAAAAGUUUAAAUUAGCAAUGUAUAUGAUUUUAAAACAACACGGACAAUUAAAGAUCAAAAAUAGUGCUUGGACAGUUUACUAUACAAUAAAAAUGUGAAGUCUAAAGCAAUAGAGUUUUAAAUGAGUAAAUAAAAAGAUUAUUUUGAAAGUUUGCUAUAUUUUUUAUGGCCACAUUUCUUUUAAAAGGAAUCCCAUGAUGUGCAUUUAUGUGCUUGAGAUGAGUCCAAGUGUGAAAAAAAUGUUACAGCUGUGACCCCAAAUGUAUAUGUAAAAUAAAAAGUUUAUUUAAUCCAGUGUGGUGGUUUUCACCAUAAAAUAACUCUUCCCUCUAAUUUGUCCCGUAUGAAUGGAUUAGUUUGUCAGUGUGUGUUGAAUGUUCUCAGAUGACUUUCAUCAGGUAACUUCUGUGAUUCAGACUGAAGCUGACCUGAGUCCUUGCUUCUCCUUUAUUGUUGUUUUCUCUGACUUUCAAUCAUUUUUGAUCCUGGUUGGUUUGCAUUUUUGUCACAUAUUUUUUUGUUUGUUUUUUUUCUAAUAUUCCUCCAAACCUCAUUUAAAGAUUUCUGCUUGUCACGUCUGUCACUUGAGUUUUUUAAAGAACAGAAUAUUGAUGUUUUAUUGGAGAUUCUGCUUCUGUCCUCCAGAAAAAAACUCUCCAGAGUUUACAAAACAAAAGUGUUCGAGAUGUUUUUGCUAUAGAAGUUCUCACUUUUUUAAUUCUAGGAUUAGAAUUAAACUAUAUGCGAUACGACUGUUGAUUAGACAGAAGCUAUGACCCUUUGACUUACUGUUAGAUUGGUUCAUGGACAUGAUUACACUAAAAAGUUUAACAUUGAACCAGUUAACUAAAGUUCUGUAAUUUGUUACAUUUAAAAAUAUGAAUUUGAUUAAAAUUAACAUUUUAAACUCAGUGAACCAUCAAUUGACGUUUUGAUUUGAUGAAAACAAAUCCUUUUAAAUGUAACAAAUUACUGUUUUCAGUCUAUUACAGUACAUUUCAAUUUUUUU
Molecule: messenger RNA, 3805 nt
Organism: Oryzias melastigma (Indian medaka)
Lineage: Eukaryota; Metazoa; Chordata; Actinopteri; Beloniformes; Adrianichthyidae
Product: pyruvate dehydrogenase E1 component subunit alpha, mitochondrial
Exons: 14
Coding region: 383-1756 (457 amino acids)
Biological process (GO): pyruvate decarboxylation to acetyl-CoA
Cellular component (GO): intracellular membrane-bounded organelle
Molecular function (GO): pyruvate dehydrogenase (acetyl-transferring) activity
Source: RefSeq, a predicted model, not a curated record